UAUAAAAGCUCUGGACUUCUCCCCAACAGCUUGUCACACUGACCUGCACCAUCUCUCCACUGCUCGUGGGGUUUCUGUCAGCUAGCACUGGAGGGGAGCAAAUUCUUUGGAGAAUAACAUUUUACUGUGGUCAUGCCAGAACCCAUUAAGAAAGAGGAAAAUGAAGUGCCAGCCCCAGCUCCGGUCCCGGCCCCAGCCCCACAUCCAGAAGAACCAAAAAAAGAGAAGGUGGCCGGAACUACACCAGGAAAAGAUGAAGAGGAAAUCUCCCCGCCUAGUGCCCUGCCUCCAGGUCUGAGUAGUCGGGCCCUGGAAAGAAAAGAUUCAGAAUGGUCUCUUGGCGAACCUGCUGGGGAAGAACAAGACAAGCAGAAUGCCGAUUCCCAGUUGUCCACCCUGUUAGUAGAAAAGCCUCAGUCAGGAACAGUGAAAGUUGGUGAAAAUAUCACCUUUAUAGCCAAAGUCAAGGCUGAAGAUCUUCUUAGAAAACCCACCAUCAAAUGGUUCAAAGGGAAAUGGAUGGACCUGGCCAGCAAAGCUGGGAAGCACCUCCAGCUGAAGGAAACCUUCGAAAGACACUCUCGGAUAUACACAUUCGAGAUGCAGAUCAUCAAGGCCAAGGAGAACUUUGCAGGAAACUACAGAUGCGAGGUUACCUAUAAGGAUAAGUUUGACAGCUGUACAUUCGAUCUUGAAGUACACGAAUCGACCGGGACUACUCCAAACAUUGACAUCAGAUCUGCUUUCAAGAGAAGUGGAGAUGGUCAAGAGGAUGCAGGGGAACUUGACUUUAGUGGUCUCCUGAAACGUAGGGAGGUGAAGCAGCAGGAGGAAGAACCUGAGGUGGACGUGUGGGAGCUGCUGAAGAAUGCAAACCCGAACGAGUACGAGAAGAUCGCUUUCCAGUACGGCAUCACCGACCUGCGAGGAAUGCUCAAGCGGCUCAAGCGCAUGCGCAGAGUGGAGAAGAAGAGCGCAGCUUUUUCAAAAAUUCUUGAUCCUGCAUAUCAGGUUGAUAAAGGAGGCAGAGUCAGGUUUGCUGUGGAACUGACAGAUCCAAAGUUGGAGCUGAAAUGGUAUAAAAAUGGCCAAGAAAUUCGACCCAGUACAAAAUAUAUCUUUGAAUAUAAAGGAUGUGAAAGAAUCAUGUUUAUCAAUAACUGCUCGAUGACAGACGAUGCAGAGUAUUAUGUGAAAGCUGGUGAUGAGAAAUGUUCCACUGAGCUCUUCGUGAGAGAGCCUCCAAUUGUGGUGACCAAACUGCUGGAAGAUACAAAUGCCUACUGUGGGGAAAGAGUGGAAUUAGAAUGUGAGGUGUCUGAAGAAGAUGCCAAUGUAAAAUGGUUUAAGAAUGGUGAGGAGAUCGUCCCUGGUCCAAAAUCCAGAUACCGAAUUAGAGUUGAAGGCAAGAAACACAUUUUGAUCAUAGAAGAUGCAACAAAGGCUGACAGUGCAGAGUAUUCCGUAAUGACAACAGGAGGACAGUCAUCUGCUAAACUUAGUGUCGACUUGAAACCUCUGAAGAUAUUGACACCUCUGACUGAUCAGACUGUAAAACUUGGAAAAGAAAUCUGCUUGAAGUGUGAAAUCUCUGAAAACAUCUCAGGAAAGUGGACAAAAAAUGGCCUACCUGUUCAGGAAAGUGACCGUCUAAAGAUUGUUCACAAAGGAAGAAUCCAUAAGCUAGUGAUAGCCAAUGCUCUCACUGAGGAUGAAGGUGAAUAUAUAUUUUCCCCAGAUGCCUACUCUAUUACUUUGCCUGCCAAAGUUCAUGUUAUUGAUCCUCCUAAGAUCAUCCUGGAUGGUCUUGAUGCUGACAAUACAGUGACAGUAAUUGCAGGAAACAAGCUUCGUCUUGAGAUUCCUAUCACUGGAGAACCACCUCCUAAAGCCCUUUGGAGCCGAGCAGAUAAGUUAGUAACAUCUUCUUUUCCUGUUUCUUUUAUCUUUGAAGCUGUGACCAGCCCUCCUACUCUUCUGGCGGUUGACUCUGUGACGGACACCACUGUGACGAUGAGGUGGCGGCCCCCAGACCAGAUCGGUGCCGCAGGCUUGGAUGGCUAUGUGCUAGAGUAUUGCUUUGAAGGAAGUUUAAAAAGUACAUCAGCCAAACAGUCUGAUGAAAAUGGGGAGGCUGCAUAUGAUCUGCCAGCUGAGGACUGGAUAGUUGCAAACAAAGAUCUGAUCGACAAGACCAAGUUUACCAUCACAGGUCUGCCCACGGAUGCCAGGAUCUUUGUGCGCGUGAAGGCUGUGAACGCCGCCGGCGCCAGCGAGCCCAAGUACUACUCUCAGCCCAUCCUUGUGAAGGAAGUCAUAGAGGCUCCAAAGAUUCGCAUCCCAAGGCACCUGAAGCAAACUUACAUCCGCAGAGUUGGAGAAACCGUCAAUCUGGUUAUUCCUUUCCAGGGAAAACCAAGACCAGAAUUAACCUGGAAGAAGGAUGGUGUAGAAAUUGAUAAGAAUCAAAUAAACAUUCGCAACUCUGAGACUGAUACAAUCAUAUUUAUCAGAAAAGCAGAGAGGAGCCACUCUGGGAAAUAUGACCUGCAAGUCAAAGUGGAGAAAUUCGUGGAAAGUGCAUCAAUCGAUAUCCAGAUUGUUGAUCGUCCAGGUCCACCCCAAAUUGUGAAGAUUGAGGAUGUCUGGGGAGAGAACGUUGCUCUAUCAUGGGUGCCACCGAGGGAUGACGGGAACGCCGCCAUUACAGGUUACACUAUCCAGAAGGCCGACAAGAAGAGCAUGGAAUGGUUCACCGUCAUCGAGCAUUACCACCGAACCAAUGCCACCAUCACUGAACUGGUCAUAGGAAAUGAAUACUUCUUCCGGGUCUUUGCUGAAAACAUGUGUGGCCUCAGUGAGGAUGCAACAAUGACGAAAGAGAGUGCUGUGAUUGCCAAGGAUGGGAAAAUCUACAAAAAUCCAGUGUAUGAAGACUUCGAUUUCACAGAGGCACCCAUGUUUACUCAGCCUUUGGUUAACACCUACGCUGUAGCUGGUUACAAUGCUACCCUGAACUGCAGUGUGAGAGGAAAUCCUAAGCCCAAAAUAACCUGGAUGAAAAACAAAGUUGCUAUUGUGGAUGAUCCAAGAUACAGGAUGUUCAGCAACCAGGGGGUCUGUACUCUGGAGAUUCGCAAGCCCAGCCCCUACGAUGGAGGCACUUACUGCUGCAAAGCAGUCAAUGACCUUGGGACAGUGGAAAUCGAGUGCAAACUGGAGGUGAAAGGUGGACUGUCCUUCUGCAGGCUCCUCUUGCAAGGUGUGCCGCCUAACAUAAUUGAUGCAUAUUUGCGAGACUUGCAAUCAAGCAAUCCUGAGGACUAGUAAGGGCCUGGGCACUGCUCUCUACAUGCCACUGCUUUGAAAUCUGGUUGCAUUGAGAAAGCUUUUUCUGUUUUUCUGCCAGGCACCCAAGUGUGGUCAUUUUCUUUCCUCCUAAAGUUGAAGAAAAAAAAUGUUUGCUCCGAUUACUUAAUUAAAAAUGGCAAACAGAAUCUCAUUUGAAGUCAGCAUUUUGGUCAUUAUUGUCUGUACUUGGCCACUGUACUUUACAAAAAAAUCAAGCUGUAGAAUAGGUGAAAACAAUUAUUUUAGUUUAAAAUAGAAGGCUAUAUAUGCUUUUUUUUUUCUCCAGAGUAAGACACAUAGAAUAAUGCACAGUGGUACAAUCUUAAAAACCCACCUUUCUCUUCAUCUAAUAGAUCUUCCUAAGCAAAGCAGAGUUGUUUAUUUCCCACAACCAUGUUUAACACCAGUGAAUCUGUACUUUUUUCGCAUUUGAAUUCACCAAAAGGCUUCUUAAAGUCUUUCGGACAAGUUUUCUCAACAGAAGGGAUAAUGUACUCAAUAAAUGGUACAAUGAA
Messenger RNA from Manis javanica (Malayan pangolin), 3866 nucleotides. Lineage: Eukaryota; Metazoa; Chordata; Mammalia; Pholidota; Manidae. The record is from RefSeq and is a predicted model, not a curated record.